GCCGCCGCCAUGGGGAAGUCGUUCGCCAACUUCAUGUGCAAGAAGGAUUUUCACCCCGCCUCCAAGUCCAACAUCAAAAAGGUGCGUAUAACUAUCGCCUUUUCCCGGCUCCAGCUUUUCAACACCUGUUUCUCUGGAUAAAUAAUAGGCACCGUACACCGUCCAAGAAAACUCCCACCUGUCACGAUGUGCUCGUGUUUUCCUAAUAUUUCACACCUGCCUUGACCUGGUUCCAGGUCUCUUCCCCAGAACUGUACUGUUCCAGGAGCUCCCGAGAGAACCUGGGGUUUGGGGUCUGGUGAGACUUAGGUAUGGAUGGCGGAACAGAAAAUAUCAUAUGAUAAGAAGAAACAAGAAGAAUUAAUGCAACAGUAUCUGAAAGAACAGGAAUCCUAUGAUAAUAGAUUGCUUAUGGGUGAUGAGCGUGUGAAGAAUGGUCUUAAUUUCAUGUAUGAGGCCCCACCUGGAGCAAAGAAAGAGGAAGCUAAAGAGCAAGAAGGAGAGACUGAAUACAAAUUUGAAUGGCAAAAAGUCGCCCCUCGAGAAAAGUAUGCUAAGGAUGAUAUGAAUAUCAGAGAUCAGCCAUUUGGUAUCCAGGUGCGGAAUGUGAGAUGUAUUAAAUGCCACAAGUGGGGUCAUGUAAACACUGAUCGAGAAUGUCCCUUAUUUGGCCUUUCUGGAAUUAACGCAAGUUCAGUCUCCAGUGAUGGUUCAGGGCCAUCAAUGCACCCCUCGGAGCUAAUAGCGGAGAUGAGAAACAGUGGGUUUGCACUGAAACAAAAUGUACUGGGGAGAAACUUGACCACAAAUGAUCCAUCACAGGAAUUUGUUGCAAGUGAAGGAGAUGAUGAUCCAGAAGUUGAAUUUUUAAAAUCACUGUCAACCAAACAAAAACAGAAACUUCUAAGGAAGUUGGAUCGUCUGGAGAAGAAAAAGAAAAAGAAAGACAGAAAGAAGAAAAAGCAGCAAAAGAAGAAAAGCAAAAGUAAACACAAGAAACAUAAGAUGAGAUCCUCUUCCUCAUCCUCCAGUGAGACUUCAGUAAGCAGCAGUGAUAGCGAGACUGACAGCAGAGAUAAAGCAGCACAAAAGAAGAUGUAUUCUAAGAAAAGAAAAAAAGACAAGUUUUCAGAGGCUAGCAGCAGCAGCGAUUCAGAAGGAAAGGCAAAGACUAGGAAGGAAAAACUUUAUGAAGAUCUCUCCAGUAGUCACGGUAACAAGGACAAAGAUGGGGAGAAGUACAGACUUUUAAAGCGAGAUAGUUCUACGGAGAACAACAAAUGGAGCUCCUGUGAGGGGGAAAGAAAGUCCAAAAGCAGAUACCAUAGCACCAACAAGAGAGAGACUGAAAGAAAGGACAGGGAUAGUAGAAGCCAAAGCAUGGAUGAGGGGAGCAGGAGAAGCCCUUGCAGAAGUCACAGCAGUUCCAGGCAAAGGCAAGUAAGAAAAAGUCCAAGUCAAAGCCCUGGUGAAGAGCGGCACAGGAAAAAUGAAACCAGAAGCCCCAGCACGGAUGUGCACAGAGAGAAGAAAAAAUGCAGAGAGAGCUAUGGGGACAAGUGCCGUAAAGUGGAACACAGAGAAAGGAGCAGACGCAGUAGGAGCAGAAGCAGAGAGAAGAAAAAACCCAGAUAGUAUAGGGGACAGGUGCAAACAAGAAUGUCUCUGGGUUUUGAUGAAUACCUUUAACAAGGGCUCAAUUAUGUAUUGCUGUUCAUUUUCCAACCUCUGUAACUAGCAUUUCUUACAUAAAGCCAACAGCGUCAUUUCUGUAAUGUUGGAAUAUUUGUAAAUUAGGUAUAAAUGUUAUGGUAUUUUUCUUAUUGUAUAAAUAUACUUGUUGGCAAAUACCUCUUGUAGACAUGCAGUAAUUCAUAGACCUGAUUUUAGGGUUUUAAAAUACUUCACAGCAGCGUGUAAUAUUCUUGGUUUUGUCAAUGAUGAUUUCUGUUUAGAUGCAACUGUGAGGGGAAACAGAGUAAUUUGGGAAGAGUCCUGGGAUAUGCUAAAUGCUAACAAACGUUUGAGAUAGUUCCGGAUAAAAUCACAGCUUCGGAUAUCAAAACAUUGUAUUGUAGAGGGUUUUUUUUUCAUACUGAAGCAUUUUUCCUAAAGUUCCCUGUAAGAGAUCAAUUUUAUGAGUUAAAACAACAGAGAGACAUAGUUCACUUAAGUGUCUAGCCAACAUUUUUUGACCUCCUGCAGCGUACAGCUUGGUCAGGGCUAUCUAAACAUCUUGAACCCCUGUUGGUAUGUGUCAGUACAAUGUCAAGUUAUUGUUCAAUAAUCUCUCAAGACAUGAAAAGAAUAUUUACUGCCUCAACUGUUUCAGGUAUUUCAUUGUUUGUGGUAUAAAGUUAGUGUAAAUAGUCAUCCUUUUGUUUUCAUGAAACAAACAUUUUGGUUUUUUAAUGAUUGUCAGUCAUUUUCUGCACACAUUGUUAUGAAGAUGAACUUCCAUAAUAAAAUAUCUUAUUCUUUAAAAACAGU
This is a messenger RNA of Haliaeetus leucocephalus (bald eagle), 2490 nucleotides long. RefSeq names its product corepressor interacting with RBPJ, 1 (gene CIRSR). NCBI's taxonomy places the organism in Eukaryota, Metazoa, Chordata, Aves, Accipitriformes, Accipitridae. Gene Ontology annotation, biological process: negative regulation of DNA-templated transcription. The record is from RefSeq and is a predicted model, not a curated record. Gene Ontology annotation, molecular function: transcription corepressor activity. Gene Ontology annotation, cellular component: nucleus. The coding region runs from base 316 to 1635 and encodes 439 amino acids. The transcript is spliced from 11 exons.